UAAAAUCAUGAAACAAAUGUUUUAAAUCAAAAUUAUUUUAUGUGAAUCUGAGAUAUAUUUAACUAUAAUUAUUGUAAAAACAUGAAAAUAACGUUAAACAGUGAUAUUCAAAGUAGUGAUAAUCUUUCGAUAAUCAAUGGCCAACACAAUGACUCAGAACCCGUCGGUAUUAAAGUGGCCGCUAUUGACGAGUCAUUGCUUUUACAUCAAACUGUAGACAUACUAUUAGCGGGCAAUACGGACACAAAGUGUGAAGUGGAGUUGACCGGCACUUGUCUUCAAUACCGAUAUCGGGAUAACCGACUAAAAGAUAAAUGCAAAAUCAUAUAUGUUGUCGAUAUAAUCGGCUGUUCUGUUAGUGAUGCCACAGAUGAGUCCAAAGUUGUCCUCAAUAUCAUUGCCUAUCGUAUACGUCGUGGUCGGCGUAAACGAAAGUCAGUAAAAUUAGUAUUCAGUGGUUACGGGAGUCGUGACCACAAUUACGAAGAGGCCAUUAAAUGGAAGCGAACAAUAAUGAGUCUAAAUUACGGUCCAUACGGUAUCACUGGUCACGGCCGACACAAACCGCUAAUGUUUAUCGUAAACCCUAAGAGUGGUCGCGGGCGGGCACUCAAGAUAUUUGAGGACUUCGUAAAACCACUGUUGAAGGAAAGCGAGACGUUAUAUGAAUUGCAAAUCACAGAUCACGCCAAUCAUGCAUUGGAACUCAUGAGAGAUACGGAUGAUCUCACCAGAUAUCGGGCUGUAGUUGUCGUGUCUGGCGAUGGACUACUCUAUGAAGUGGUCAACGGUCUGACUAAGCGCAUGGAUACCAUAACUGAGGAACGUUUGCCCGUGACGUUAGGUAUAAUACCUGGUGGUUCUGGUAACGGAUUGGCUCAUUCAGUGAAUCAGGCAUUUCUUAACCAUCAGAAAGCAGUUGAUUCCAUAUAUGACUGUGUACUACAUGUGCUUCAGGGACAUCCAUUACCCAUGGAUUUGGUACGCGUAACGACUGAGCAAAAUGUUUAUUUCUCAUUUUUAUCACUCGGUUGGGGACUAAUGGCCGAUAUCGACAUCGAGUCUGAACGGCUCCGGGCGUUAGGAGAGCCGAGAUUCACUAUUUACGCACUCUAUCGGUCUUUUGCCUUACGAAAGAACAGGGCUCGACUCAGUUAUCUUCCGACACAAACCGACUCAUCGGAUGUUCCUGUUUUAGCCGAACCGGUUGGCAAAGAUUGGGUAACAAUUGAUGACCAAUUUAUUCAGAUUUAUGCCUCCUAUCAAUCGCACAUAAAUUCAACGGCAAUAUUUGCUCCCGAGGCCACACUAGACGACGGUAUUAUUUGGCUGCUAUUUUUACGAAGUAAAGUUAGCCGUCGUCAGGUCAUACAGUUUUUAUUGGCACUGGAAAAAGGCAGACACCCGGCACUGCCCUACGUUGACUUUGUCCCGGUCAGGGCUUUCCGUAUAGAACCGUAUAAUAAUAUCGGCAAAAUGACUGUCGACGGUGAACUGGUCGAGUCGGGUCCCAUACAGGCCGAAGUUGUGCCCCGUAUGGCCACUAUAUUGACCCGAUAGUUGUGUCACAUGAAUCGGGAAAUUGUUAUUUAUUUUUCUAAGUUGUUUUUAAACUCAUUUUUAUUGUUUUAAUUUUAAUAAUAAAUAUAUAUUGAAAGUCUUUGAUAACCUCAUAGAUAGGUCUCGAUAUACACUACAAGUAAUACAAGUAAAUGA
Molecule: messenger RNA, 1716 nt
Organism: Oppia nitens
Lineage: Eukaryota; Metazoa; Arthropoda; Arachnida; Sarcoptiformes; Oppiidae
Product: sphingosine kinase 2-like
Exons: 1
Coding region: 82-1560 (492 amino acids)
Biological process (GO): sphingosine biosynthetic process
Cellular component (GO): intracellular membrane-bounded organelle; cytoplasm; membrane
Source: RefSeq, a predicted model, not a curated record